CCCAUCAUAAAAGCAACACAGUCAGCAGUGAGGGAGAAGGAUGAAGGGCUAAUAAGAAGCAAUAUUACAGAACGGCUCCCAUUCCCACCGCUAAACACGGAAAGAUCAAUUAUCAACUGCUCCGUGUAGGAAUCUCUCAAACAUCAUGACAGACAACGAGGAUCCAAGGAAACGGAAGAAGAACAAAGGGACGAGCAAAGAGGUAUGUGGCUACCCUCUUAGCAUCUUCUUCAUUGUUGUCAACGAGUUCUGCGAGAGAUUCUCCUACUAUGGCAUGCGAGCUGUCCUGGUGCUGUACUUUAAGUACUUCCUGCGCUGGGACGAUGACUUGGCCACCUCCAUCUAUCACACUUUUGUGGCGCUCUGCUACUUGACCCCCAUCCUUGGGGCCAUAGUGGCUGAUUCUUGGCUCGGGAAGUUUAAGACGAUCAUCUAUCUGUCCAUUGUCUAUGCCAUUGGACAGGUUGCAAUGGCUGUUAGUGCAAUCCAUGACAUCACUGACACAGACAGAGAUGGGACACCAGACAACAUGACUUUCCAUGUUGUCAUGUCCAUGGUUGGCCUCCUCCUAAUCGCUCUGGGCACUGGGGGAAUCAAACCUUGUGUUGCUGCCUUUGGUGGAGACCAAUUUGGUGACCAUCAGGAACGUCAGAGGAGAACUUUCUUCUCCGUCUUCUAUCUCUGCAUCAACGGUGGAAGUCUCCUGUCAACCAUUAUCACCCCGAUCCUCAGAGCUCAGGAAUGUGGCAUCUACAGUCAGCAGAAGUGCUACUCUCUGGCCUUUGGCGUGCCUGCAGCACUAAUGCUGGUUGCACUUGUGGUCUUUAUUGUUGGGAGUGGUAUGUACUACAAAGCUGAACCUCAGGGAAACAUCAUGCUGGACGUGUGCAAAUGUAUCGGGUUUGCCAUUAAAAACCGCUACAGGCACAGAAGCAAACAAUACCCCAAGAAGGAGCACUGGAUGGACUGGUCAGAAGAAAAAUAUGAUAAACUCCUCAUAGCUCAAAUCAAGAUGGUGCUUAAGGUCCUAUUUUUAUACAUCCCACUCCCGAUGUUCUGGACGCUGUUUGAUCAAAAGGGUUCCAGAUGGACUCUGCAGGCCACCAACAUGGAUGGAAACUUUGGUGCUCUUAUUAUACAGCCAGAUCAGAUGCAGACUGUUAACCCAAUCCUGAUCCUGACUCUGGUACCUAUUAUGGAUAGCUUGAUCUACCCUCUGAUCCAAAAAUGUGGCCUGAACUUUACACCUCUGAGGAGAAUGACAGUUGGGAUGCUGCUGGCAGCCAUCGCUUUUGUCUGCGCUGCUUUGGUUCAGAUUCAAAUUGAUACCACGCUGCCCACCUUCCCAUCAGCCUCCCAGAGUCAGAUGAAGUUACUGAACAUGGGCAGUAAUCAAGUCCAAAUUAAUCUGCCUGGCAACGACGCCUUUGAACUUCCUGCCGCUAAGGCGAGCGAUGAAUUCCUCACAUUUAACGAAGAAACAAUCAGUGUUUCAAUCGGCAACCCUCCGGUGACAAAACCUAUUACCUUGGCCAAAGAAAAGCGUCAAACACUUCUCAUUCCUUCAAAUCUUAAUGAAGAAUGGCUGUUGACUCAAGAUUUAACUUCCAAGCCUCAAGAAGGCAACAAUGCAAUCCGAUUUGUAAAUGGAAUGAAAAAAACAGUGAACAUAUCAACUCCUGCAGCCAACCUCGGACUGAUAGGCUCAUCGUCUUAUUCCAACUACUCCCUGUUUACAAACGGAAAGACAGUAUUUACCAUACGGAGUGGUUCACAGGCAUGUGACUUCAGCAGAGACUUUGGAUUUGGGAGUUCAUACACCUUUUUUAUCCCCAGCACACUGGUCUUUGGAGAGAGUUGCCAUCAAUCUAUUACUGCAGCAGAAGACAUCAAACCCAACUCGGUUCACAUGGCUCUCCAGAUCCCGCAGUACUUCUUCAUCACUGCUGGGGAAGUGAUGUUUUCUGUUACUGGUCUGGAGUUCUCUUACUCCCAGGCACCAAGUAACAUGAAGGCUGUGCUGCAAGCAGGCUGGUUGUUUACUGUUGCUAUUGGCAACUUCAUUGUUCUGAUUGUGGCUGAGCUUGCAAAGAUUCCCAAACAGUGGGCAGAGUACCUCCUCUUUGCCUGUCUCCUGCUGGCUGUGUGUGUCAUCUUCUCCUUCAUGGCGUACUUCUACACCUACAUCGACCCGAUGGAAAUUGAAGCCCAGUUCAAGAAAAAGGACGAUGAAGACGAAAAGGACUUAAAAAACAAAAAAGAGGAGUUGGAGUUUGAGAUGAACAAGAAAGACUGGACAAAAAGUCAAGACGGAGAUGAAAAAGAUGUACAGACAAGAAUAUAAACAGUCUAAAAAGCAGGUUAGAUAUCAAUAAUGCAAACAUGUCUGAUGUUUAACAUCGAAAUGAGGUAGUUUAUUUGUGUUUGUGUGGGGCUGGGCUUUUGGGGACACAAAGUAGAUACUUUUUGGGUCCGAUGUUUAUGAUGUGGUUUGUUUAAAGUAGGAGAUAGGUUAAGUCAAGUCGUAAGAUUUAUGAUCCAGGAAA
This is a messenger RNA of Labrus mixtus (cuckoo wrasse), 2546 nucleotides long. RefSeq names its product solute carrier family 15 member 1a (gene slc15a1a). The transcript is spliced from 23 exons. Gene Ontology annotation, biological process: oligopeptide transport; transmembrane transport. Lineage: Eukaryota; Metazoa; Chordata; Actinopteri; Labriformes; Labridae. The record is from RefSeq and is a predicted model, not a curated record. Bases 146 to 2344 code for a protein of 732 amino acids. Gene Ontology annotation, cellular component: membrane. Gene Ontology annotation, molecular function: dipeptide transmembrane transporter activity.